Balaenoptera musculus (blue whale) is the source of this 3688-nucleotide messenger RNA. It is a transcript of the gene SLC6A19, whose product is annotated as solute carrier family 6 member 19. NCBI's taxonomy places the organism in Eukaryota, Metazoa, Chordata, Mammalia, Artiodactyla, Balaenopteridae. Gene Ontology annotation, biological process: sodium ion transmembrane transport. The transcript is spliced from 12 exons. Bases 1 to 1905 code for a protein of 634 amino acids. The record is from RefSeq and is a predicted model, not a curated record. Gene Ontology annotation, cellular component: membrane.
AUGGUCAGGCUGGUGCUGCCCAACCCUGGCCUGGAGGCCCGGAUCCCGACGCUGGGUGAGCUGGAGAGCCUCGAGAAGCAGGAGAGCGGCUCCCGGCCCCAGUGGGACAACAAGGCGCAGUACAUGCUCACCUGCGUGGGCUUCUGCGUGGGCCUGGGCAACGUGUGGCGCUUCCCCUACCUGUGCCAGAGCCACGGCGGAGGGGCGUUUAUGAUCCCGUUCCUCAUCCUGCUGGUCCUGGAGGGGAUCCCGCUGCUGCAUCUGGAGUUCGCCAUCGGGCAGCGGCUGCGGAAGGGGAGCGUGGGCGUCUGGAGCUCCAUCCACCCGGCCCUCAAGGGCGUAGGCAUCGCAUCCAUGUUCGUGUCCUUCAUGGUGGGUCUCUACUACAACACCAUCAUCGCCUGGGUUAUGUGGUACUUCUUCAACUCCUUCCAGGACCCCCUGCCGUGGAGCCAGUGCCCACUCAAUGCCAACCAGACAGGCUACGUGGAGGAGUGUGCCCGCAGCUCCUCCGUGGAUUACUACUGGUACCGGGAGACCCUCAACAUCUCCACCUCCAUCGACGACUCGGGCUCCGUGCAGUGGUGGAUCCUGCUGUCCCUGACGUGCGCCUGGAGCGUGCUCUACGUGUGCACCAUCCGCGGCAUCGAGACCACCGGGAAGGCCGUGUACAUCACGUCCACGCUGCCCUAUGUCGUCCUGACCAUUUUCCUGAUCCGGGGCCUGACGCUGAAGGGAGCUUCCAGUGGCAUCGUCUUCCUCUUCACGCCCAACGUCACGGAGCUGGCCAACCCAGUGACCUGGCUUGACGCGGGGGCCCAGGUCUUCUACUCCUUCUCGCUGGCCUUCGGGGGCCUCAUCUCCUUCUCCAGCUACAACUCUGUCCACAACAACUGCGAGAUGGACUCGGUCAUUGUGUCUGUGAUCAACGGCUUCACGUCCGUGUACGCGGCCACUGUGGUCUACUCCAUCAUCGGCUUCCGCGCCACCGAGCGCUUUGAUGACUGCUUCAGCGCGAACAUCCUGACGCUUAUCAAUGGGUUCGACCUGCCCGAAGGCAACGUGACACAGGAGAACUUCGCUGAGAUGCAGCGGUGGUGCAAUGCCUCCAACCCCGCGGCCUACGCAGAGCUCAAGUUCCAGACAUGCGACAUGAAUACCUUCCUCUCGGAGGGCGUGGAGGGCACCGGGCUGGCCUUCAUCGUCUUCACCGAGGCCAUCACCAAGAUGCCGGUGGCCCCGCUCUGGUCCGUGCUCUUCUUCAUCAUGCUUUUCUGUCUGGGCCUGUCGUCCAUGUUCGGGAACAUGGAGGGUGUGGUGGUGCCCCUGCAGGACCUCAAGGUCAUCCCCAAAAACUGGCCCAAGGAGCUGCUCACAGGCCUCAUCUGCUUGGGGAUGUAUCUCAUCGCCUUCGUCUUCACCCUGAACUCGGGCCAGUACUGGCUGUCUCUGCUGGACAGUUACGCGGGCUCCAUCCCCCUGCUCAUCAUCGCCUUCUUCGAGAUGUUCUCCGUCGUCUACGUGUACGGCAUAGACAGGUUCAACAGGGACAUCGAGUUCAUGAUCGGCCACAAGCCCAACAUCUUCUGGCAGGUCACGUGGAGAGUGGUGAGUCCCCUGCUCAUGCUGACCAUCUUCCUGUUCUUCUUCGUGAUCAAGGUCAACGAGGAGCUGAUAUACAGCGUCUGGAACCCAGCCUAUGAGGAAUUUCCCAAAUCCCAGAAACUCAAGUACCCGAACUGGGUGUACGGCGUGGUGGUCAUUGUGGCCGGGGUGCCCUGCCUUGUCAUCCCUGGCUUCGCCAUCUACAGGCUCAUCAGGAACCGCUUCCAGAGGGCAGGGGACCGGCAGGGGCUGGUUGGCGCGCCGUCCACGGUCUCGGUGAACGGGGACCUGAAGUAUUGAGUGGCCCAGCCCACGGCAUGGGGUGUGGCGUCAGAGGAGAGGGUGGGCUGCAUGUGUGUGCGUGUGUGAGCGUGUGUGUGCACGUGUGUGUGUGUUGUGUGAGUGUGCCUGCGUGGGGGCAUGUAUACAUGGGCGUGAGCGUGUGCCUAUGUACACAUGUGUGCACGUGUGUGAGUGUAUAUACGUACGUGCACAAGAGUGUUUGCAUAUGAGUGGAUGCUGUGUGAGUGUGCACGUGUGUGAGUGUGUAUGUGUACAUUGCGAGUGUACAAGUAUAAAAGUGUGUACACAGUGUGUGGGUGUGUGCCUACAUAGGUAUGUGUGUAUGGGUGAGUGUAUAUACAUGUGCAAGUGUAUGUGUGGGUGUGUGGGUGUAUGUAAGCAUGUGUGCACAAAAGGGGACAGGAGGGACCCUCCCGGUGUGGGGACACACACGUGUGAGUGUGUGUGCACAUGCAUGUGUAUGUGUGCUUGUACAUGUAUGUGUGAGCAGGUGUAUACAUGAGUUGGCGCAUGAAUGUACUCGCACGUGUGAGUGUGCAUGCAUGUGCGUGUGUCUAUGCACCGUGCACAUGUGUAUCCGUGCGUAUGUAUGUGUAUGCACAGCUAUGUGUGUGUCUGUGUGUAUGCAUGCAUGCCUAUGGCUAUGUGUGUACACAUGCAUGUUGCCCUGCGGCACACAUGCCUGCCAGGUGAGGCCCAGCGGCCCAGGAGCAGACUGGUGGUCCCCCCGCCCUGCCCACAUUCCCAGGGAGAGUCAGAGCUGCAGCGGGGGUGUGCCUGCUGGGCGUGUCCUGCUCAUCUUGGCCCCUAGGAACAUAAUCUCGUUGCCCGCCCCCCAUUCCCCUCGUGUCACCUCCUAAGCUCGGGACUCCCGCCGUGAGGUCGGGGCUUUGACCUCGUGGCUAGGAGUGCUCUUCCCAAGGCCUGUCCAGAAGAGGCCGGUGAGCUUGCGAGAACCUGGCAGAGCCCUGUGGGGCCCCGCCCACCUGCCGGCCGUGAAGAGCCCCCGAGUCUUGGCCACAUUCCGGCGUCGUGAAGGCUGACCCACUUAAUCACUGCAUCUGGCCGCCAUGAACAGACGAAUAGUUAAUAAAACUCAGCUUGGGCGAUUUAGGGCAGAAAAUCCCACUUCGCGCUUUCUUGAGCGGAUAGCAACUGCGUGAGUACUUAGCCAGGUGUCGGGAAAGACGAGUUCACGGGUCACCACCUCAGCCUUGGCCACCGCGGUGGAGGACCGUGCAUGCGUCCCGAGCAGCGUCAGGGGCCUCGAAGGCCCGGAGGGCCGUGCACCGGGUGUCGCCAGCGGACGUCGGCCCCUCUCUCCCAGCCAGGGACGGGGUGCCACACCCAGUCUCAGCCCAGGCCACGCGGCACUUGGGUGUUUGUUUCCAAGAACUAGUCGCCUCCACUUUCCAUGGAAAGAUCUGGAAGUUUAAGUUAAACAGGACCUUCUGAGGAUUCUCGGCGCAGGAUGGGAGACCCGAGUGGGAGUGGGUCCCGGCGCCGUGUCCCUCCCACCUGGAGACGCCCCGCCAGCUUCCGCAGGACCCCCCCUCCCUGCUCCCCAGAGCGUUCCGACCCUCCUCUGGGGCAGCUCUGCUGCCUCCGCCCCGGGGCAUGGAGGGGGACACGCUCCCACGCGUGACCUGGACGGGGCUGGUCCGUCCGUCUCUCUGUGGCUUGGUGAGGGUUCCUUUCAGACUUCACAUUUCGCAAAUUGUUAGAAAUUUGGGCUUUGUGGGCAUCGCGUGUACCUGUCUGAAUAAAUCACUCCCUUUCA